Acytostelium subglobosum LB1 is the source of this 1437-nucleotide messenger RNA. RefSeq lists its product as hypothetical. The coding region runs from base 1 to 1437 and encodes 478 amino acids. The record is from RefSeq and is a predicted model, not a curated record. The transcript has a single exon. Lineage: Eukaryota; Evosea; Eumycetozoa; Acytosteliales; Acytosteliaceae.
AUGGAUCAUUCAAAUAAUCAACAAGAUGGGAAUGAUGAUGAUAUUCCCGUGCCAGAGUCAUGGGAUGACGACGAUGAUGCAACUCAACUAUACCUUCAACAACAGAUAGAUAGACGAAUGGCAUCAUUGAGUAUACAACAACAACAGAAUAACAAUGCUAAACAAUCAACAACAACAACGAUAACAACAACAAAUAUACAGACACCAGCAUCACAACAGGAACCUGAGGAACCUCUGAUACUUAUCAACUUUACAAAGUUCACUGAUGGUCAUGUCGUUUGGAAUAAGGUGGAGAACAAGCUGGAUGGAGGAAGAUUGUUUAAGAUGUUGGUGCAGAAGAUUAAGGAGUCACAGCAGUCGUUUGAGAUUGUGACGGACGACCUGUGGCAGCGCGGUUUGGCCUUUCACUCGACGACGCGCACGUGGACCGACGAUAUCCGCACGCUGGAGCGACUGCACAGUGGCGACUUCUUCUCGAUGAUCGCCUACCCCGUGGUUGCCGGCGGCUUCCUCGUCAGCGAGAUGUGGCGCAAGGUCAAGGAGCGCACCGAGUGGCGCAGCGUCAACUUCCUCAAGUGUAUAUAUCUGGCCAAGUGCAAUCGCAGUCUGAUGUACAAGCAUCGCAUGGCAUUGGCGCUCGAGUUCAUGGCGAUCGAACAAAAGGUGCUGGGGCGCACCGCGCAACGCAUGCUCGACGAGGAGGCUCUGGAACACGAGGCACAGGUCAAGGCAUAUGAACGAGCAUUAUUCCAGCGCCACGAGAAGGAGAUCACCAAACGAAUUAUCACAUCGCUGCAAAAGUCUAUUGGCAGCAAUGAAGGCAUCAACCUGAAUGACGACAGGGUAUUCAAUCCCCAGCAACAUUGGCUGGAUCAAGACAACGACAACGAGGAAGAGGAGGAAUAUGAUAACGACGACAAUGAGAACUACGACCAAGAGGAGGGAGAUUAUGAUGGCGAGGAGGGAGACUAUGAUGGAGACGACGAACAGGCCGCCCCUCAAGAGCAAGACAAGGACGUGAAUGUUGACGUGGACAAGGACAAGGACGUGGACAAGGACGACGAAGCUGAGGAUGAUCAAGACCAAGAUGAUGAAUAUUUGGAUGAAGCAGACAAUGAGGAUGAUGGCCCAUCAAUCAAAGUGACCCAUUCUGCACUAAAAUACAAAGACGACAAUGACAAUGAAGAAGACGAGGACAAUGACAACGACAAUGAGAAGGACAAUGAGAUUGAUAAGACACCACUUGAACCACCAAAGGCUAUAAUGAAUGUAUUGGAUCAGGUGAUGGCAAUGAUCUUUAGUUCAUUGACAAUAGUAGAUGAUGAACAGACACAUUUCAGAACACUGGAUCGUCUGCAACAAUCAGUUAGAGACAAUUGGAAAGAAGAGUUUGGAUGUCUACCGCCCACCUGUAUCUGGCGUGAUGACAUGUCCUAA